This is a messenger RNA of Elgaria multicarinata webbii, 2550 nucleotides long. Its product is annotated as solute carrier organic anion transporter family member 1C1-like. Gene Ontology annotation, cellular component: plasma membrane. The record is from RefSeq and is a predicted model, not a curated record. The transcript is spliced from 15 exons. Gene Ontology annotation, biological process: bile acid and bile salt transport; sodium-independent organic anion transport; transmembrane transport. Lineage: Eukaryota; Metazoa; Chordata; Lepidosauria; Squamata; Anguidae. The coding region runs from base 120 to 2225 and encodes 701 amino acids. Gene Ontology annotation, molecular function: bile acid transmembrane transporter activity; protein binding.
UGGAGGCUGAAAUCUAAUACACACUCCCAGGUAAAAGUCCAAUUGAACUCCAGAAGAUGUGCAUAGGGUAGCACUGUAAGGCAAAAAGUUCUAUCUUCCAAACCUCAAAGAUCAAUGCCAUGGCUGGGGAAAUGGAUCCACAAGGUGCUCAACACAGCCCAACAUUCUCGGAUAAAAGUCCUGAGUCAUCUCCUGUGAAGAGAAGAUCUCUCCCAAUUUCAAAGCUAAAGAUAUUUCUUGCAGCCCUGGCAUUUGCCUUUUUCGCCAGAGGGCUUUCAGGAAGCUACAUGAAGAGUAGCAUUACGCAGAUCGAGAGGAGAUUUGAACUCUCAUCCUCCGUGGUUGGCCUGACCGAAGGAAGCUUUGAGAUAGGAAACCUAUUAGUGAUGGUGCUGGUGAGUUACCUUGGAGCAAAAGUUCAUCGUCCAAAGGUAAUUGCUGUGGGGUGCCUCGUCAUGUCCUUUGGAUCAUUCGUAUCAGUGCUGUCUCACUUCAUCAUGGGGCGUUAUGAUUACAAAAGCAUUGCCGUUUCUAUGGCCAAUUCUUCUGCAAGUGUGUCAGCCUGCUCUUCUGCCUCCCCUCCUCACUUGGAAAGUUCUGGAAAUGCAACGUCUCUUGGUUGUAAAAGAACGAGCAGUUCUUACCUGUGGCUCUUUGUGGUAGCUGGGAACUUCCUACGUGGAAUUGGGGAAGCACCCCUCAUGCCACUGGGCUUGUCUUACAUUGAUGAUUUUGCCACUGAAGAAAACUCCGCCUUUUACAUAGGAACGGUAAGGACAUUUGGGCUCUUUGGACCAACUUUUGGCUACAUGCUUGGAUCCUUCUGUGCUAAUCUGUGGGUUGACAUCGCAGUGGUAGAUGUUGAGACGUUGACAAUCAAUUCCAAGGAUAUGCGCUGGGUUGGAGCCUGGUGGCUUGGGGUACUCAUCUGUGGAGUCAUCAACUUCAUAGCCUCCUUACCUUUCUGGUUCCUGCCUUACUCUUUGCCAAAACAAGGUAAAGGAAAGAGCAUUAAUAAAUCAAGUGAAGUCUAUACAAUCACCAAAGAUAGCCCUAGUAAAGUAGAACCUCCGAAGCCACCACCACCUCCACCACCACCUCCACAGCUGAAGGUUUUGGAGGCUGCAAAAGAGUUCUUUCCUGUGUUGAAGAAGCUACUUGGAAACUCUAUCUUCCUGGUCUAUUUGUUCUUCAGUACCCUACAGUUCAGUGCGCUCGCUGGCUCUCAGAUGUUUGAGCCAAAGUUUAUGGAACAGCAGUUCAACGUAUCUAUUUCAAGAGCCACUUUUCUUAUUGGCAUUAUCUUUUUACCCAUCGCCAUUGUGGGGAUGUUCCUGGGAGGUUAUCUCAUCAAGAAGUUCAAGUUGAACACAGUGGCCAUGGCAAAGUUUGGGUGCAUCGUCUUUCUGGCAUCCUUCCUGUUAAACCUGCUUUACUUUAUGACCAACUGUGAGGUGCUUCAAGUGGCUGGCUUGACUGUCAACUACUCUGGCAUAAAAGAACCAUCAUACUUUCAAGAAAAUGCAGUGUCUGCCUGCAAUGCUCAUUGCAGCUGUGAAGAAACCUAUUGGGAUCCUGUUUGUGGAAGUGACGGAAUCACCUACAUGAGCGCCUGCUUAGCUGGCUGCACAGCUUCGGUGGGACAUGGGAAGGAUAUGGUUUUUCACAACUGCAGUUGUGUGGGAGUAUCAGUACCUAGAAAUUUUUCUGCAGUUUUGGGUCAAUGUCCAAGAGAUGAUUGUACUCAAACAUAUCCUUAUUUUUUAGCUUUGAUAGCCAUAAUGGCAUUUAUUUUAUGCUUGGGAGCAACACCAUUGUACAUGCUUAUGUUCAGAUCAGUUUCACCCGACUUAAAAUCUUUUGCUGUUGGCAUUGAAACUUUGUGUGGAAGGAUAUUUGGAGGAUUCCCAGCGCCUAUUUAUUUUGGAGCUUUGAUCGAUAAGACCUGCUUGAAAUGGGGUGUGAAAAGCUGUGGUGGAUCAGGAGCUUGCAGAGUGUUUGAUACACAAGCAUUCAGAAAUGUCUACCUUGGACUCAGUUGUUCGCUCAAAUUUGGAUGCUGCCUCCUCUAUAUCCUUCUCUGUGUUUUAAUUGUGAGGCGAUUCAGACAGGACAGCCAAGAGGCAAAGGAUAACAAAAACAUGGAAGAGCCUGCCAUACCUAGCCUGAAGAAAGAAGAGUCCUCUCAUGUGGAGACAUCAGAAAAUGGAGGCACACGCUUCUGAAAAGGGAUGCUAAUUUGGAUUCUCUCAUACAUAGGAAUGUCACAAGAAUCUGUGGUGGGUGGUGGGUGGGGAUGGAGUCCAAUGGAGUCACCCCACCUCACCUCCUGGACCCCCGCACUGAGCCAUGGGGCACUCAUGUACCUGCUCACCAUAUACCACACAGUUCACGAGUGCCCAGCGGCUGCCCAUCUACAUAGCGCACGGCCAUUUUGUGAAAAACAGAGGCUCCGGAAUUUCCAGAAAUCUAAUGGUGUGUAAAUGGUGGCCAUAAAGGAGCCAUUUGUGCAACAUUACAGGUGUGAAUGGACCAUCCAUCCCUACUCAU